Molecule: messenger RNA, 1023 nt
Organism: Stylonychia lemnae
Lineage: Eukaryota; Ciliophora; Spirotrichea; Sporadotrichida; Oxytrichidae
Source: the annotation of a GenBank genome assembly
AUGGAUAGAGAACAAAAUAACAGCAGUCAUAUGGGCUCUAAUAUACCAGUUUUAGAUGUUGAUGUAUCUAUCCCCAUAGAUGUUAAGAAAGCCGUUGAGACCCUCGGUGGUAGCACCUAAAUGUUCUAUAUGAUGCUUGAAAAAUUUGAGGAUAUGAGUUUGAUGGAUUGUAUGCAGAAAUUGGCAAAAGAUGUGGAGAGAAAAGAUUUUAAAGAGAUGAAACUAGAUGCUCACUCUUUGAAGGGAGCUAGUGGAUACAUUGCUGCCUCACAUAUACAUUAUGCUUGUUAUUUCAUCCAGGAACAUCAUUAGUAUGAUAGAUACUAAGAGAUGAUGGAAUACUAUCCUACAUUACUAGAGGCUGCAGUUGAAUUCAGAAUUUUUUCCAGAUAAUUACUUGCUAAAUAUAAAAAUUAACAAUACAAAAUUGUGCCUGAGCAUGAAACCAUUCCGAUUGCCAAUGGCUUCAGAAUCGCUAAGGAUCCGAAGGAUGGAACAUAUUAUGCCCUUUAAGGAAACUAGACUAAGAUAAAUCCUAAAACCCCAGGGGAUGAAUGGUUAGCAAGAAAAUCCCGUAACUAUUAAAUUUCAAAUGAGUAUUCUUCUUAGGAUUCAGUUCGAGGAGCCAAGAAUAAUUUCAUUAGUUUAAUGAUUAGUACGCAAAGGCCUAGACAGUAAAUAAAAUAGUUUAUUAUCUUGCUAUAGGGAUUAAAAGAUGUCUCAUCAUAGAGAUAUAACCAGUUUAAUAGACAAUAGAAUUAUGGAAUAAAUAGAGGCAACAGCAUUGUAGGAGAAUCUAAAUCUAACUAAUUUAGCUAGUAGAUGGAUAACUUCGGCAAUCCAAAGUUUGAAAGUCCUUAGACAAAUUCACUUGUAAACAUUAGCUAGUUGUCUAAUGUACCCAAGGAUGUUAGAGAGAGACAGUAGUAGAAGUUUAAAGAAGACGAAGAUCAGUACAUGCAAACUGAGGAGCCUAAGACAAUUAGUGACAGCUCAUGUUGUACUCAAUGUACUAUAUUUUGA